This is a messenger RNA of Eruca vesicaria subsp. sativa (arugula), 762 nucleotides long. Lineage: Eukaryota; Viridiplantae; Streptophyta; Magnoliopsida; Brassicales; Brassicaceae. The record is from the annotation of a GenBank genome assembly.
AUGGCUUCUUCUGCGGAUGCUCCUCUAGAGGGUGGCCUUUCGUCUCUGAGAUUGACGGCCGAUAAGUACCGAUCGAUCUUGAACGAUGAAAAAACUGGGAAUACACGGUGGAGAUACGGUGGUCCUCCGAUAUUUGACACUGUGAACAAGCUCUUCGAAGAAGAAAGAACUCAUGUAUGGCCAGAAGGAUCGUUGGAAGAGACGGUUCAAAACGCUAUCAAGUCAUGGGAGAUGGAGCUCUCACACAAGAUACGUUUACAAGACUUCAAGACUAUUAACCCUGAUAAGUUUAAGCUCUUUGUCAAUGGGAGAGAAGGAUUAUCAGCUGAAGAAACGCUUAGGCUUGGGAGUUAUAAUGCUUUGCUCAAGAACUCUCUGCCUGAAGAGUUUCAGUACUAUAAGCCAGAGGAAGAGAGCUUUGAGUCAUCGCAUGACGCCUUUAGAUCUGCUUUACCACGUGGGUUUGCUUGGGAAAUACUUUCUGUGUACUCAGGGCCGCCUAAUAUAGCCUUCAAGUUUAGACACUGGGGAUACUUUGAAGGAAAUUUCAAGGGUCAUGCUCCUACUGGGGAAAUGGUUCAGUUCCUCGGCCUGGGAGUUCUAAAGGUUGAUGAACUGCUUCGAGCAGAGGAGAUUGAGAUUUACUAUGAUCCAGGAGAGCUGUUCGGGGGACUGCUCAAGGGACCUCCUAUAUCAGAGACCAACACCACAGACACUGGAGACAACACUGCAGAGAAACAGAGCUGUCCCUUCACACAUUAA